ACAACUUGUACUAGUUACUCGUCAAUUUUAGUCGGAAGAAAAAAUUUUUUUGCUACGGACCGAAUUACAGCAGCAAAAUAUUUCUCCACAAUAUUUUUCGUAUUUUUAUACAGUUCAUAUUAAUUAAAAAAAUGCUAAAAUAUGUAAAAAACAUAAAGAAAAGUGUGAACAACAAUUACAUACUAAAAUAAUUGCAAGUAAACGUAAAAAAGUAAAGAAAAUUCAAUUGAAAAAGUUGACGGCUACCAGUAAAAAAGAAGAAAAAAAUCAUUGAACGCGAAAAUUUCUAAAAGAAUAUGGUGUAAAAAAAGAUGGGAAAAUACAUAUAGAAAAUCAAAAGAAAAAAAAACGUGUAAAAGUGUUGCAAAAUAAAUAAUAUAGAAAAACGAGUUAAAUGAAGACAACAAGUAGAGAGAAAAUGUUUAAAAAAUUAAAAUAAUGAUAAAAGAAUUUAAUAAUUAUUUUCUAAAAUAAAAAAAAAAAACAAACGUAAAGGACAUUCAAGGAGAAUUGAGGAGGUUAAGAACAACACAACAAGCAAAAGAUAGCAAGAAAUUGAAGGAAAACAACAAAAGAAACGAGUGGAUAAAGAGAAAAAGUAAAAGAAAGGAAUUGUUUUUAUUACGGUUACGUGUUGUUGUACAAAUUGAAGAAAAAAGGAAUAAAAGCCAAACACACACACCACAGGACAGUGUGAGAGCGGGUGCCAGACAAAUUGUACAGCAAAACUAGAAAACAAAGUUUCAGUAAGGCCGACCGCACCCGCCAAUUAAAAAUUUCAGUUUUAUUACAAAAAAAAUCGAAAUCUUGUCAAAAUUCCACCACAAACCCCCACUACUACCAACUCCAUGCCCGUGUCCGUGGUUUGUGAGACUGCGGCCAGUGUUAAUGCCGCCCUAAGGGAAUCUUUAGGUUCAGGCGUUAGUUGUUCGGCCGCGGCCAAACAACAACAGUCAACGACAUCGUCGUCAUCACCGUCCCAACAACAAGAUGAUAAAAUGAAUGGUGGCUCUAAUGCCGAUGAUAUUGAUACAUUGCAUGGCAAACUAGUGGCAUCCGCUAAACGGGUAUUAUUGUCAAAAAUCGACUAUGAAGAAGUUACCAAUUAUGGCCAAUCUGUUUUGGAUAGUUUAAAAUCAAAAUAUAUUGUUUUAAAACCCUCGUCGGGAAAUAAUAAUUCCAUGGAAAAUGGUCGGAAUUCACCAGCAACCUGCAAUAAUAAUGGCGCAAAUGGUGACAGCGCUGCCGGUAAGUAUGCCAAUGGUAAUGCAAAUGGUGGUGGCCCAGGAACACCCAAUAAAAAAGCUCCUAAUCCAAAUGAAUUACCUGCCCCCAAGCGUAUACUCUACCCAAGAGAAAAUGUGCGUGUAGGCUGGAAGGCCACUGGACGCAAAUGGGAUGUUGGUGUGGGUAUGAUGAAUGUGGGCAAUACUUGUUAUUUAAAUUCCACACUACAAGCCAUAUUCCAUGUACCCUCCAUGGCGAAUUGGCUUAUGUCAGAUAGUGCCCACAUGGAACGUUGUGAAUCAACUGAUGCUGGUUGCAUUAUUUGUGCCAUGGCCAAAACUCUGCACGAAUCACAAAAAAGUCAAUCGGCUAUACGACCCUACUAUGUUUAUUCUAAGUUAAAAUCUAUAUGUAAACAUUUAGUUAUGGGUCGCCAGGAAGAUGCUCAUGAAUUCUUACGCUACUUGGUGGAGGCUAUGGAAAAGUCCUAUCUCUCACGUUUUCGCAACUACAAGGAGUUGGAUCAGUACAGCAAAGAAACAACACCUUUAAAUCAAAUUUUAGGUGGUUAUCUAAAAUCUGCUGUACGCUGUUUGUCCUGUAAUCAUGUCUCGGUGACAUUUCAACAUUUUCAAGAUUUACUCUUGGACAUACGCAAAGCCGAUACAGUCGAUGAAGCUUUAGAGGGUUAUUUUUCACGUGAACGUCUCGAGGAUAUGGGCUAUAAGUGUGAAGCUUGUAAGAAAAAGGUUUCAGCCACAAAACAAUUCUCUUUGGAACGUGCACCCAUUGCCUUGUGUAUACAAUUGAAACGUUUUUCAAUGUUAGGCACUAAACUAAAUAAACAAAUAACCAUAAAACCUAGACUGGAUCUAACAAAAUAUGCCUCACGUAAAAAUCCUGGCGAACAACUGACCUAUCGCCUAGUGGCCAUGGUUACACAUUUGGGUGCUUCCCAGCACUGUGGACAUUACACGGCCAUUGGUUUAACCGAAUCGGGCACCUACUAUAACUACGAUGACAGUUAUGUGCGUCCCAUAUCAAUGCAAAAUGUCUGUAAUACAAAUGCCUAUAUAAUAUUCUAUGAAAUGGAUACACAGCCACCACGAAAUGUCACGAGUACACAGGUAAGUGGGGCACAGAGCACAUCGGUGGCUUCCAGUGCCAAUCAAAAAGAGACGAUUAAAAUGAAUGGCCAUGCCUUGGGUGGUUCACCGCGUAUAAUUGGACCACAACUGCCGCCUGGUUAUAACACAAAUGUCAACGGUCCAGUAACCUCCUCUUCUACGCCUUUAACCAAUGGAGGCAGUAAAUUAUUGUUAAAUCGUUCUGCCUCCACAUCAUCCACAACUACAACAUCAACCUCAUCAUCAUCAAAUGGUGGUAGUAGUAAAAUAAUGAUACAUUUCAAAAAUAACAACAACAGUAGCAGCACUGUUAAAACCAGUGCUGCAACAUCUUCAGUAACUUGUGCCUCGGCCACCUCAUCUACAAGCAGUUCCACAUUUGAUAAUCUUAAAAAUAGCAACAACAACAAUUCUAACGGUCUUCACUUAGUGGGGACCGGGAAAUUUCAGGAAUCUACUACGAAUACGAAGUAUCCACUGGGUGUCUCAACAACUAAAAGACAAGUUAAUAAUCUUAAAAACAGUAACGAAAGUUCCUCCGAUGACGAUGACGAAAAUGAGAUUGUAAGCUCUUCAACAUCAUCACAACAAACACACAACGCUACACAAGCCACACUGCCAAGUAUGCCUAAAUUGGGUGUCGAAUCCACAAAUACAACCAGUCUAACAAAUGGUUAUGCUAAAAAAUCGCCUGCCCCCAUAAAAAGUCUUGUGCCCUACGGCUCGGAGACGGAUGAAGAAGCUGAUGUCUGUAUGUCGGCGGCUACAGCUACAAGUGUUGCUGCUGCAACUACUGCAUCCAAUGAACAGCAAAAGCGUUUAUUACCCAAUCCUUUGAAACGUAGACAGAGCUCGUCAUCGUGGUCGAGCAGUAGUUCAUCGGAUAAUGAUGACGAUGCCAAUGAUAACGAUAUAAAACCCUCGAAUGGCAUAAAAAUUAAAAAGGCUGCCUCAUCUACAGCAACUGUUUCAAAAUCACCUGCUAAAUCUGCCAACGAUGUGGCUAAGAAAUCAUCAGAUACCAUCGACGAAAUCUUCAAUAGCAUUAAACGUUCCAAUAAUACAAAUAACACAAACAACUCCACCACCACCACCUCGGGGGCCAAUGCAACUCUAAAGAAAAAAUCACAAAACCAGCAAUUUACCGUUACCUCAACCACUACCACAACAGAUUCCUCCUCAUCAGAUUCCGAUGACUGCAGCGCCAGCAAUAAUAAAACAAAGCCUACAUUUAAAAGAUCACACUCUACACCACCUUCGCCUCCAGUUGUUAAAACAAACUCUGGCAUUUGGCAAGUUACCUCUUUACAACCAGUUACCGCCUGCAUAAGUCCUACAACAUCAAUGCCUUCAUCUUCAGGUUUAUCAUUGCCUGCCGCCUCAACAGAAAUCAAAUCACCCAAAAAUCAUAAAAAUCCCUUUGCCACAAAACCCCUCCCGGUGGCCACAGAGAAUGCCAAACGCAUUAAGAAAGAUGCCACCAAUAAAACUUUCAAUGGCAACGGCUAUCAACGUAACACAGCAGCCAAUGAAUCAGCGGUUUCAGAACUUUUAAAACAAUCACAUCGCGGCUAUGGCGCACCAACUUUAAACUGGAAUGGUCAACAAAGUGAAAUUGAUAAAGAGAUCAUAAGUGAGGCACGCGAACAGCGACAACGUGACUGGGAAGAUGAAGAAGAAAAUGAAAUGGAUCGUGGCAGACAGAAAAAGGUUAAAGUGCCAAAGGAUCCAUAUGCAACAACACGAACCCCCGGUUAUAAUCCAUUCCAAGAGCAAGAAAAUCAAAAACGUUGGAAACGUUAUCAUCAUGUGGGCAGUGGCGGUGGUGGCGGAGGUUAUCGUCACAAUUUCCAACGCAAUAAAUUUAAAUUUCAACGUUUUCAACAUAAAUUUCCCAAGAAAAAUAUGAAUAACGGAGGCGGUAGUCUGGUAAAUAUGAAUAGACGUAAUGAUUAUUUAAUAUCUUCUAAACCCAAUUUGGAUUUCUUGUUAGAUUUCUUAUCAUCAUCCUCAUUUUCGGAUUCCUCAUCCGCUUCUGCUUUGCGUUUUCGUUUGGAAUUUAUGUCAAAAUCCAUGCCUGGUAUACAGUUGGCACUUUCUUCUGCAUCUUCGUCUUCAGAAUUUUGUUCGGCCGCACUUUCUUCCGAAUCCUGUGUGGUAUUGACACCCAACAUAUUGCGUUGUGCCGCCAAAUCACCGGUAGACAAUUCCACUAUCUUAACUUUAACAUCAUCAUCCUCGUAUUCAUCUUCAUUGGCCUUAUCGGCAUCCUAUUUUUACAAUAUGGAAGUGGAGCAAGCAAAUACAAGUGAACAAAAUAUCAGCAUGGAAGAGUUAAAAAUGGAGGAAGAUGAAAAUGUUAAAGAAAUUUCCAUGGAAGAGGAUAUUUUGGGUGCUCAAAGUUUGUUAAUGUCCGAAUCGGAAGAGGAAGGUAAAGAGGAUAGUAUUAACAAAAAGAACAAAAGUCCACAAAAGAAAAUUGUGGCCAAGAAAACUAAACGCAUCUUGGACAGUGAUGAUGAAGAGGAUGUGGAAAACAAACCAAUGGAUCCUGAAGAUUAUCAGACAGAAAAAUCAGUAACUAACAAAAAGAAGAUAUCUACCUUAAUUGAUUCUGACAGUGAGAAUGAUGAAAAAGAAUCUUUGGAUAAAGAAAACAAGCAAACCAAUAAAGUGGUGUCUAGCAUAAUAGAUUCUGAGGAGGAAACUGAAGUUAGUGCCAAAGUAAACUUUAAGCAAAUCAAACAGAAUCAGAAGAAAAAAUUCAAAGAGAAUAAAAAAUCGAAACAAAAAAGUAGACAUUCUGCUGAGGAAGAUCAUACAGAUACAGAGAACUCUGAUACACAAACAAAAUCCAAGAAAUCAAAGAAAAAAAGUAAAAAGACGAAAACGCAUAGUAAUUCUGAAUCGGAGGGAGAAACAAGAAAUGAAUCCAAGAAAAUUUCCUCUCUGGUAGAUAGUGAAUCUUCCGAUGCUGAAUCCCAAACCGAUGUUAAUGAAUCCGAUUUGGAAGCUUCUGCUAGAGAAGCAAAUUUUGAGGAAAAUAAUAAUAAUGAAGAAAAUUCAAAAGGAAAAGAGAAAAAACCCAAAGUUAUGAGAGCCUCUGCCAAGAAAGCUUUGGAUGAAAUGCAAGCCAUACAAAGCGAACAGCAAAGAUUACAUCGAGAGGCUCAUAUAAGUAUUCCUUAUCACAAACCCAAAAAGCAUACCUUAGAUGAAUUUCUGAAAAGACGCACUAUAAUACAACCGCAAACAUCUAGUCCUGUUGCAAACGCUGUGCAAUCAAGAAGACUUAAGAUGACAGCCGAGGAAUUAGAGGAAUAUGCUAAACUAAUGGAAGAACGCGCCAAGGAAGCAACUGAAUUCUUUAAAUCCGAAUCUGAAAGUGAAGAGGAAGAAGUUUUUAAAGACAACGAAGGUGUUCUAGACAAAACAGCAGCACCUGCUGAAAACAGUCAACAGAAUCACGAAAAUACACCAAAGGAAACAUUAGCUGAGACAAAUGAUAUUGAAAUGCAACAAAAUGUUGAAACAGAAGAGUUUAAAGAAAAUCUAGAUGGGGUACAGUUAACUGAAGAGGAAUUGGCAGAGCUUUUGGCGGAACAGGAACAUGAACAAGCUGAAGAAGAACCCGAGAGACCUACUUGUUCUAAAGUUCUUAUAACUGAAGUAAUUGAAUUGCCGAAACUGGACAUGAAUACGGUACGCAUAAGUCCCGUUAAGAAACAUACACCCCGCCCCUCUUUGAACAUCAAGCAAUUGUUGGCUGAAAAAAAUCUAUCCGGUAGCCCCUCACUUAGUGGUGAUCCUAAUAAAUUAAUCGAUUUAGAAACGGGAAAUUUAAUCGAAAAGAAAUCUACUGGAAUAGAAAAUCUUAUGGAACGUUUAAUGUCUACAGUUAAAGCACGCAAAUCGAAAACCUCCGAAGCUUGUAAUAUACUAUCGGUGGAAAAUGGCAAGCUGGAAAUAUCGAAGGUCAAUAUAAGUAUAACGGAAACAAAAGAUGUACAAAAAGAGCCCAAACCAGGAGCUGCCUAUUUUGAGUUGAAAAAGAAUCUAAAGGAGAUAAUCAAAAAGAAACGUUUAGAAGAAUUGAACAAGAAACAAGAGGAUGAAUUGGAAUACAGUAAGUGUUUGGCAGAUGAUGAUGAAGACGAGGAAAAUAAUGAAAAUGAGGAUAUGGAAGUGGAAGAAUAUGAACCGGAGAAUAAACCAAAAAAUAAAAUUGUUAUGGUUGAUGACGAGGAGAAUGCUUUAGUGGUAGAGGAUGAUGAAAAUGAAGACGAGGAAGAAGAUAAUGUAGUGGAGAUUAACAGCGAUGAAGAAGAGGCAGAAAAUGAAGAUGAAAAUAAAGACGACGAGGAGGAGGACGAUGAUGAAGAAGAAGAAGAUGAAGACGACAACGAAGACCAGAAUACUGAACCGGUAGAAAAAUCACAACGUAAAAAUCGUAUCAUCAAAGCAUUUGUUGAUUCGGACGAAGAAGAAGAAGGUGCAAAUGAUGAUAUAGAUUUUCUUAAAACACAACCACCAACUACACAACCAUCUCUCUUCGAUACCCAAGCUUCGGCAAAAACCUCUCUGGUAGAUGAAGAAAAUGAAUUGCUGGCUUUGUGUUCCGGCACAUUUGAUGCCACACAAAAAACUUCAGUUAACAACGCCUUAAUGUCACAAAUACCACUAACACAAAAUAGUGGAAAACCGGUCAAUGAUGAAGAGUUAAUGGAAUUGUGUUCGGGAACAUUCGACCAACCUACACAGACUCUGCAGCCAACACAAAUCAAUUCCAUUACAGAGAAUCCUAAGACAAAGUGCAAUAAAAUUGUAUCCAGUGAUGAAGAAAACGAUGAAGGUCAGUUGGAUAAGAAUGAAGAAAAUAAGCAAAGAGUUAAGAAAUUAACUAAGAAACUCAAGAAAAAGAAAGCAAAACUGGGAUUUUCUGAUGAUGAAACAGAGGAGGAGGAAGAGAAGGAUGAUGAAGAGGAAGAUUUGGAAGAACAGGAAUUAGAUGAUGAUGUGGUGGAAGUUGAGGAGGCUGAAGAACCAGAAACUUUUGUGGACUAUGAUUCAGAAGAAAAUGAAGUUAUAGUGCAAAUGACUAAAAAGGACAAAGUAAAACAGGCCCAAAACUUUUUCGAAAAAGAAGCUGAACUUUCCGAAUCCGAAUGGGGCAGUGCUGAUGAAGAUGAAAAGAAUUUAGACAAUUAUGAUAUUGAAUUGGGUGAUGAAGACGAAUUUGACAAAGAAAAAUUGCAGACAGAAUUGGGACAAAUUCAUGCACGCAAAAUGUUAGAUGAGGAUCUACGCGAAGUACGUAAAAUCCAAGAAAUGCUAUUCGAAGACGAAGAAAAAGAUGGUGUGGGUCGACAAAGAACUUUUAAGUGGAAAAAUGCUGAAAGUGGUUUUAGCCUAGACGAUGGCCGUCCCUUAGAUGAAAAUGCUGAUGGACAAAAUGGUGAUAGCGGUGAUGAGAUCAGUGAACAUCAGUGGCGUAAGAUACGUUACGAACGUGAACAAUUUCUUAAAGAACAGGGUCUUAAACCCGACUCUCAAGAUAUGUCUACCGUAUUGCCCAAUACCACUAUACCGUCACUCAACAAUAGCACAACAACGAGCACAAUACCGACGAAAAAGUUACAAAUAAUAACUGCAAAAAAGACUUCAGUAUCCCACUCCUCAGAUUCUAAGAAAGCUUCACCUUUCCUUAUAUCAAAAGGUAUUUCGUCCAUGCAUAAGAAAAGCGUACGUGGAUCAUUUCUGGUGCGCGACAAAGAAACUCUUAAUAAAUUGGCUGGCCUUACAAAAGGCGCAUCUGCCGUUGCUGCCUCUGAUAUGGAUGAUACAGCUGGUACUGUUUCCAUUAAAAGUAUUAAGCCCAAAAAUUUUGUCUUUGCUACGCUCACCGAAGAGGAGCAUGAAAACCUUAAACGUAAGGCCGAUGAUUUGUUGAAUAGUAGUAAUGAAAAUGGUAAAAACUUUAUGAAGAAACCAAGAAUUGAACCGCGUCGCGAUAAAUGUUUUAUAGAUCAAUUAUUAUAAAGUGAUUGGUAUUUAGCAUUAGUAGAAGUUAUAGAAUAUCGCGGGUGCUUGAUCAAAUUUUAUUUAUUUGAUUUCUUAGUAGUAGGUUUAAUGUGUAAGAAUGUAUUGUAUAUGUAUGAGUUUAUAACUAAUAAAAAUAAAAGCGACAAAAGCAUCGUAAA
Molecule: messenger RNA, 8554 nt
Organism: Lucilia sericata (common green bottle fly)
Lineage: Eukaryota; Metazoa; Arthropoda; Insecta; Diptera; Calliphoridae
Exons: 11
Coding region: 849-8393 (2514 amino acids)
Biological process (GO): mitotic G2 DNA damage checkpoint signaling; activation of protein kinase activity; mitotic DNA replication checkpoint signaling
Molecular function (GO): anaphase-promoting complex binding; cysteine-type deubiquitinase activity
Source: RefSeq, a predicted model, not a curated record